AUGGGUAUUUGCGUGAGCUGCCGGCGCCGCGAGCGAAAGGCACCCGAGAAGGGCUGGGUGCCGCGAGGACCCGCGAAGGGCGCGGCGGCGACCGAACUGUUGCCACGGCGCGCCGACCUGCCAGCCAUGGCCAACUCUAUCUCAAGCAUCAAGAUGAAUAACCCUUUCAAGGUCAUCGUCAGCAAGCAGCGGAAACGCUACACAAAGAACGGCUUCAAUUUGGACUUAGCAUAUAUAACUGAUAGGCUCAUAGCGAUGGGCUUCCCCGCCGAGAAGUUGGAAGGGGUGUACAGGAAUCACAUUGACGAGGUGUACAGGUUCCUCGAGCAGAUGCACAAGGACCACUAUAAAAUAUACAACCUCUGUUCUGAGAGGUCGUAUGACUCGAGCAAGUUCCAUGAGAGGGUGGAACGAUACGCGUUCGAGGACCACACGCCGCCGAACAUCGAGCUGAUCCAGCCGUUCUGCGAGGACGUGCACAAGUGGCUCAGCGCCGACCCGAGGAACGUGGCCGUGGUCCACUGUAAAGCCGGCAAAGGCCGAACAGGUACAAUGGUAUGCUGCUAUUUACUCUAUAGCGGUCAGAAGGCGACGGCGGACGAAGCUCUUAAGUUCUACGGAGCAGAGCGAACUUAUGAUGAAAAGGGUGUUACGAUCCCGUCCCAGCGGCGCUACGUGGAGUACUACGCGGCGCUGGUGCGCUCGGGGCUGCAGUACAGCGCCACCAAGCUGCACGUGCGGGAGCUGCUGCUCAGCCCGCCGCCGGCACUGAAUGGCGCGCAGUGCACCUUAGAGUUCACUGCCACUCAGCUGGACCCACCUUUUAAGACGGCGCUGGGCAGCCAGGAGGUGCGCAAGGCGGCGCGCGCGGUGCGCGUGGCGGUGGCGCACUGCACGCCGCUACGCGGUGACGUGCGCGUGGACGUGCACUGCAAGCCCAAGAUGAUGCGGCGCGACAAGCUCUUCCACUUCUGGUUCAACACCUUCUUCGUGGCCGCCGCCGUCGGUGCCGUGCGCGUGCCGCCGCCCACGGACAGUCCAAACUUGGAGACGUUUAAACUGACGUUGAACAAGUGGCAGUUAGAUGACGCGCACAAGGACAAGCAACACAAACUGUAUAGUCCAGAUUUUAAGGUGGAGCUGAUCGUGCAGAGGCAGCCGUCGUCGUCCACGUUCAGCGGCGGCGGGCUGGCGGGGCUGGCGGGGCUGCGGGGGCUGCGCGCCGCGUCGCCCGCCUCCGACUCGUCGUCGUGCUCGGAGCCCGACACCGAGCCGGACGCGCACUGGGACUCCGGGCCGGUGUGCGAGCGCGUGGGCCGCUACCGCCAGCUGUCGCCCGACGACGCCGCGCACACGUGA
Messenger RNA from Parnassius apollo (apollo), 1359 nucleotides. Lineage: Eukaryota; Metazoa; Arthropoda; Insecta; Lepidoptera; Papilionidae. The record is from the annotation of a GenBank genome assembly.